AUGAGCUCGUCGAACUCCGCACCCUCCGGCCCGAGCUUCGUGUUCAUCGACGACCAGAGCGGCGCGAUCCAGUACGCGGGGGACUGGGCGCCGAGCGACUACCCGAGCGCGGUGGCGAACAACGGGACGGUCACGCUCGGGCUCGCCGCGAACGCGUCCGCGACGUACGCUUUCACCGUCCCCGACGGCGAAGCGAUGAUAAUCGCCGUAUUCGGUGUCGUCCUCCCCGCCAACGCGUCGGGCACGCUCCCCAUCUCGUCGUACACCCUCGACAGCGCCUCGGCAGUGCAAUACACCCCGCCUCUCGGCGCAGCGCACGCCAAGCAGGUGGGGUUCUACGAGUCGCCGCCGCUCCCGCCCGGACCACACGAGCUCGUGAUCGAGGUGGAGAAGGUGCCCGAUCCGGAUGCGUACCCGUACAUGCUGGACGAGUUGGUCGUGAUGGAGGGGGCGAUCUCCGGCCCGCCGGGGGCGCACGGGGUGAGUGCGGGCGCGAUUGUGGGCGCUGUGAUCGGGAGCGUCGCGCUCUUGGUGAACGUCCUCGGUCUGCUGGGCAUGUUUUUCUACUUUAGGCGGAGGGCGCGCCGGCGCGACGGGGCGCGGAGGAGGGACGAGAUGGGCGAGCAUGACGAGGAGAAGCCAUUCGUCCCCACCCCGUAUACCAUCGGGGAGGACUCGCCCGAGCGCGAGCCCAUCCCGCCGAACAGCAGCGGAAAGCGCGCGAUCGAGAGCCCCGCGCCCGCGCCCCGGAGCCCCGAGGUGCGGAUGUGGGAGACACCUGUCGCUUCAGAUCCUGAAGUUAGAGACGGCGCGGCUACGCACAUUGUGCCCCACGACAUGGCCCGAUCAACUGGGGUCGUGCAGCCCAGUGGGGAUUGCGUUCUGGAAGUGGGACCCCGGGAGAGAGACGGGCGUGCUGCGGCACCUGUUGUGUCUGGCGGUGGGGAGCGUCGGCUGUCGAUGUCGGAGAGGAGGCAGGGCUCCUCGGCGCCGGCGGAGGCUCCCCCGGUGUAUUCGCCGCGAUGA
Messenger RNA from Sparassis crispa, 1026 nucleotides. RefSeq lists its product with no specific name. The transcript is spliced from 3 exons. The record is from RefSeq and is a predicted model, not a curated record. NCBI's taxonomy places the organism in Eukaryota, Fungi, Basidiomycota, Agaricomycetes, Polyporales, Sparassidaceae. Bases 1 to 1026 code for a protein of 341 amino acids.